AUGUGCUUUUUUACAUUAUUAUCGUGUAUAUGUCGUAAUACAGCUGGACGACUAAUGAAGCGUAAAAAGAAUCCAUCAGAUCGCAGUGUUGGACGGGCGAUAGUGGAUCAAAUGGCAUUGUUUCGACGUGCUCCUGGUCCAUCUUUUGUUCCACGAAGUUAA
Messenger RNA from Schistosoma intercalatum, 162 nucleotides. NCBI's taxonomy places the organism in Eukaryota, Metazoa, Platyhelminthes, Trematoda, Strigeidida, Schistosomatidae. The record is from the annotation of a GenBank genome assembly.